AUGGAGGUGUUAGUGGUGUUAUCGGCUUUCUUGUUUGCUGUCAGCUCUAGUGCUAAGCUGAUUGACGGGGACCUGAAACUCCUUGAUGGGGACAACUUUGCUUCGGGGACGGUUGCAGUGUACCGGGGGUACGAGUGGGGUCGGAUCUGUGACGACAAUUGGUCCAUCCGUGAAGCGAAUGUUGUGUGCCGACAGUUAGGACUGGGUUUCGCUGUCCGCGCAAUGAAGCGGAAUCAGUUUCAUUCAGUUACUGGCCGCAAAUACUUUAUGGAUAAUGUGAGGUGCCUCGGAAAUGAAACACGAUUGAUAGACUGCAAAUUCGAUGGCUGGGCUCGACACGACUGUGCUGAAAACGAGGAUGCAGGUGUGCAGUGUGCUCAGGACACCAGCCCACGGGCCAAAAUCACCUGGAAUCCUCUUCGACUGGAUUACUCCAAAGAAGAACUAGACAACCUUUCUAAGGUUGACUUCACAGUAAGCAACCUUGGUACAAGUGGAUUAUUCAGGGUCAAAGAGUUGAAUGCUACGCAGACGGUCGAAGACGCGCAGAUUAUCAUCAUUCACCCUACCUCUGGGGAGGCUGGGGCCCUCUGUCCCGACCACUUCACCACAAUGGACGCAAUCGUUGCCUGCAAACAGAUCAACUCCGGUAUUGGCGGACGAAUUGUUGAGAUCCCUAUUGCCAAAGAGAUCUUUCCAGCAAUGAAUCACGUUGCCAUCAUUGGACACUGUUAUGGUAACGAAACGAACUUGAACAUGUGCAGACACUACGUGAAUCCCAAUGGUGUCAAGUGUCAAUCCACGAAGGCUGUAGCCAUCGCCUGCCAAGAUAAACUGCCGGACCUCGUGUCAGACAUUGAACAACUGGAGAAUUCUGUACAUGUGCAGAGACUCAGGCUUUGGCAUUUGGAGUGCGCACUUGAAGAACACUGCUUCCCUAACAGCGUGUACACCUACAUCGCUAAUAACCCAGGCCGUUAUCACUGGGACUCUAGAACCCUGAUCCGGUUUUCUUCCAUCACAAAGAACGUGGGAACCGCACCGUUUCUUCCUGCUCUCAUACCUGAGCACUGGGAAUGGCACCCCUGCCAUGCACACUACCACAGCAUGAAGGUUUUCGGCCGUUACGAGGUUGUGGACAUAAUGAAUCGUCUGGUAUCCUACGGACACAAGGCAAGCUUCUGUCUGGAGGAUAACUCUUGCGACAGAAACGUUACGAAACAAUUCUUUUGCAGCAACGUGAUGGACACUAAGGGAAAACAAGGCAUCAGCCCUGGGUGUCAAGAUGAAUACUUCUUUAAUUACGAUUGCCAGUGGGUGGAUAUUACAGACAUUCCCGUUGGAGACUACACUUAUCAGGUCACUUACAACCCUGAUUACCUAGUUCCUGAAAGCAAUUACUUCAACAAUGCCGUCACCUGCAAGAUGCAAUAUCGCGGAAAUUCGGGACGCUUUUACCAGUGCAAAAUUGUGCACCCGUUUGACCUCCUGUAA
Mesocestoides corti is the source of this 1494-nucleotide messenger RNA. The record is from the annotation of a GenBank genome assembly. Lineage: Eukaryota; Metazoa; Platyhelminthes; Cestoda; Cyclophyllidea; Mesocestoididae.